This is a messenger RNA of Coregonus sp. 'balchen', 8771 nucleotides long. Lineage: Eukaryota; Metazoa; Chordata; Actinopteri; Salmoniformes; Salmonidae. The record is from the annotation of a GenBank genome assembly.
UCAUUGGCCAGUUGACACAUGGGUGUGGCUGUGUUCUAAUUUUGUAGGAAGCAUAUUGAAUGGUUUCAAAUCAGCGUUUUUAUAGACGAUAUCCGAAACUACCUGUAAUAAUUGAUGGACAUGGAUUACACAGCAACCCAAAGUGGGUUCAGACAGCGUAAGUUAUGUACGUUGAUCAAAGUAUUGGUAAGAUGUCUUGCUUUUUGGCCUAGAAAUCUAGCUAACUAGUUAGCUAACCGGCAUGCUAACAGCUAGCUAACCCACUCGAUGGCUGCUCUGUAAGACAAAGCUAACCUAACUACCUGGCAAAUGUAGCUGACUAACUUUUUUUUUUGUCAUAUGCGGUGUGUUAUCAAUCAUAACAGCUAACGUCUUUGUUGCACAAGACUGAGCUAGCUAGCUAGCUAGCUGGCUGUUAGCCACGUCAUUAGAUAACGUCACCAGUUAGAUUGUCAUAUUCCAUGUAGACAGAGAACCUGAAACAUGUCUGAUCAACCUCGGGCUACAUUAUUCAGGUUUAGGUUAGUAGGUCGCGCUAUUCGCUCUCUAGAGUUACGUUUCCAAACCUUUACGUACUGCCCGCAUUGCUUCAAAAUUGGGACAUGGGACUGUGCCUCUGGUUAUGUUAGCUAACGUUAGCUUCGUGUUGGUCUCUGUCCAGUGUCCAAUCAGAACAUGUACCCAGGACAGAGCUACAGUAGCUAACUUCUGAAAGUAUUCAUACACUACAUUUACAUUUUGUAAUUUAGCACCCAUUGCUUGUUCCACAUUUUGUUGUUACAUCCUGAAUUCAAAAUGGAUUCAAUAUUAAUUGUUUCACCCAUCUACACACAAAACCCCACAAUGACAAAGUGAAAACAUGUUUAUAGAAAUUGUUGCUAAUUUAUUGAAAAUAAAAUACAGAAAUAUCUAAUUUACAUACGUAUUCACACCCCUGAGUUAAUACUAUGUAGAAUAAGCACCUUUGGUGGUGAUUACAGCUGUGAGUCUUUUGGGGUAAGUCUCUAAGAGCUUUGCACACCUGGAUUGUACAAUAUUUGCCCAUUAUUCUUUUUUUAAUUCUUCAAACUCUGUCAAGUUGAUUGUUGAUUAUAAUUAGACAGACAUUUAAGUCUUGCCAUAGAUUUUCAAGCCAAUUUAAGUCAAAACUGUAACUGGCCACUCAGGAACAUUAAAUAAUAAUAAUAAUAAUAAUAAUAAUAUGCCAUUUAGCAGACGCUUUUAGCCAAAGCGACUUACAGUCAUGCGUGCAUACAUUUGUGUAUGGGUGGUCCCGGGGAUCGAACCCACUACCUUGGCGUUACAAGCGCCGUGCUCUACCAGCUGAGCUACAGAGGACCACGAAUGUCAUCUUUGUAUGAAACUCCAGUGUAGAUUCGGCCUUGUGUUUUAGGUUAUUGUCCUACUGAAAGGUGAAUUUGUCUUCCGGUGUUUGUUGGAAAGCAGACUGAACCAGGUUUUCCUCUGGGAUUUUGCCUGUGCUUAGAGCUGUAUUCCGUUACUUUUAAUCCCCCAAAACUCCCUAGUCCUUGCCGAUGACAAGCAUACCCAUAACAUGAUGCAGCCAUCACCAUGCUUGAAAAUAUGAAGAGUGGUACUCAGCGAUGUGUUGUAUUUGCCCCAAACAUAACACUUUGUAUUCAGGACAAAAAGUUCAUUUUUCUUUGCCUUGUUGCAAACAGGAUACAUGUUUUGAAAUAUUUUAUUAUUGUACGCAGGCUCUUAUUUUCACACUGUCAAUUAGGUUAGUAUUGUGGACUAACUACAAUGUUGUUGAUCCAUCCUCAGUUUUCUCAUAUCACAACCAUAUAAAUGUUUUAAAAUCACCAUUGGCCUCAUGGUGAAAUCCCUGAGCAGUUUCCUUCCUCUCCGGCAACUGAGUUAGGAAGGACGCAUGUAUCUUUGUACUGACUGAGUGUAUUGAUACACCAUCCAAAGCCUAAUUAAUAACUUCACCAUGCUCAAAUGGAUAUUCACGUCUGCUUUUGUUAUUUUUACACAUCUACCAAUCGGUGCCAUUUUUUGCGAGGCUUUGAAAAAGCUCUGGGGUCUUUGUGGUUGGAUCUGUACUUGAAAUUCACUACUAGAUUUGGGGUACCUUACAGAUAAUUGUAUGUGUUGGGUACAGAGAUGGGGUAGUUAUUAAAAAACCAUGUUAACUACUAUUAUUGAACAGGGAAUGAGUCCAUGCAACUUAUGUGAUUUGUUAAGCACAUUUUUACUCCUGAACUUAUUUAGGCUUGCCAUAACAGAGUCAAUGCUUAUUGACUCUAGGCAUUUCAGCUUUUUUUAUACAUUUCUGAAGUAAAAUUCCACUGACAUUAUGGGGUAUUGUGUGUGUAUAUCAGUGACACAAAAUCACAAUUUAAUACAUUUUUUAUUCAGGCUGUAACACAAUAAAAUGUGGUAAAAGUAAAGAGGUGUAAAUACUUUCUGAAGGCAUUGUACUUGCUAAAGUUACUGACACCGCUGUGGUAAGUCCAACAAUGGCCUACUACUGGGUGUCCCAACUUGGCAGCAUCUUGUGCAAUUAAACUUGAGAUUUGUAAGACCUGAUGGCUGACUUCCUGGACGGCUCCAUAAUAAGCAUAGGUAGUACUAGUGACUGAGUUGGUGAUUCAUUCUGCUCAAUAAUACUAAUUAUAGCAAGUGCUCUAUGAUAGAGCGCCUUAUCUCUCAAGAACCCUAGGUAACCAUGAGCCGGUGGGGGUCGGUUGGGCUCACUUGGGCCGACGAUGUCUCAUAGUGAUUUUUUUGAAGGUCUAUGUCCCUAGAGUUGGAAAAUGUGUGAUAGCAGUGCAGCAAUGGUAGCUUUCUGUGUGUUGACACUCUACAAUUCCAUGUAAUGGGGCAGCUAUGUUUUUGGAUUGUUACUUUGGUUAUCGAGGCACCAAAUUGCACAAACACAGCAAGGACAGGGGUUUAAAAAGAUUGGUAGAUACGGGGCCAUUACAGAAUUCAUGCAUUAACCCCACAUUUCGCAUGACCAUACCUGUAUGAAAUAUAAUUGUAGUAUGCAAAUGUUCAGAGUGAUGUAGAAUAUACAACCACAUGAGCCAGGUGUGCCAGAUACAGUAUCUUAAGAUGUUCAAUUAUUCACAGAAUUGUGGUAAGAAUGUGCCCAAAAAGCUGUCUGAAUCGCUGAUUUCUUAAGACGUUAUGAUCAAUGAUAGCAAUGUUUCAUCUUGAAAGAUGUAAAAUGCAUACAGUCAUUCUGAAAAUAUUCAGACCCCUUGACUUUUUUAUAAUUUAUAAAAUAAAACGGAAAUAUCACUUUUAUAUAAGUAUUCAGACCCUUUACUCAGUACUUUGUUGAAGCACCUUUGGCAGCGAUUACAGCCUCGAGUCUUCUUGGGUAUAACGCUACAAACUUGGCACACCUGUAUUUGGGGAGUUUCUCCCAUUCUUCUCUGCAGAUCCUCUCAAGUGACCAUCGGGUUCUUGGUCACCUCCCUGACCAGGCCCUUCUCCCCCGAUUGCUCAGUUUGGCCAGGUGGCCAGCUCUAGAGUCUUGGUGGUUCCAAACUUCUUCCAUUUAAGAAUGUUGGAGGCCACUGUGUUCUUCGGGACCUUCAAUGCGGCAGAUUUUUUUUUGUUACCCUUCCCCAGAUCUGUGCCUCGACACAAUCCUGUCUCGGAGCUCAACGGACAAUUCCUUCAACCUCAUGGCUUGGUUUUUGCUAUGACAUGCACUGUCAACUGAGGGACCUUAUAUAGACAGGUGUAUGCCUUUCCAAAUCAUGUCCAAUCAAUUGAAUUUAUCACAGGUGUUCUCCAAUCAAGUUGUAGAAACAUCUCAAGGAUGAUCAAUGGAAACAGGAUGCACCUGAGCUCAAUUUCGAGUCUCAUAGCAAAGGGUCUGAAUACUUAUGUAAAUAAGGUAUUUCUGUUUUUUAUCUGCAAACAUUUCUAAAAAUCUCUUUUCACUAUUUCAUUAUGGGGUAUUUCAUCACUUUUAGAAAAAGGCUGUAACGUAACAAAAUAUUAUUUUUGCUCAGAGAACUUGGGGGGCCAAAUAAAAUCAUCGCCGGCCGCCAAUUGGGGAACCCGGUGCUAGUAGCUGUUUAUGAGGACUAACCUGCCCCGGACAUUCCAUUACAAUGUAGUAAAACCCAAUGUUGGGCCUGUUGAGGCCAAUUAUGUAAGGGAUAAUCAACGAGAGGCUUUGCGUUCUCUGGAAAAUAAUGAACGACGUGGAAGGCCCUUUUAUACCAUGGCUAUAAUUUAACACAUUUUGCGCUAGAAAUUUGUUAAUUUGCCGGUAGAAAUGUGUUCAACAUCUGCGGAAGUAGGUAGCUAGUUUAGUAGAUAGCUACAGUAGUUGCUGUGAUAAACAAACAGACUUGCUAGUUUAGCUAACCAAACUAUAGCUGUGUUUAAAUACCCAUACUAACAUACUGUAUACUAAAUACUUAAUAAGUAUAUACUACAUACUAUAUACUAUUAGUUCAUUUUAGUAUACUGUAAACGAACGGCAUCCUUUCAGUUGAGUGUACUAGUGCUUCGCCUGUCUACUGGAAUUUGAUGCUGUUGCAAUGCAACUUCUUGCUAGCUUGUUAGCAUAACAAAUUACUAGCUAGACAUCUUACGACUUCAUUAACAAUGUCCAUUGAGAACGGCAACAUAACAUGUAACGUAACUUCUUUGAAAAGUCAUAACUUUUGUUUUUCUUAACAUUUGUCGUAAUUAGUUAAAGCAAUGAAUUUGUAUCUGCUCUCGGACUUUGACUGCAUAUUCCGCCAUUUGAAAAUGUUGUGAAGCCACGCCUAUUUUCUGGAGAAUUGCAUUAUGGCCGAAUGUAGUACGACAUCCGGGAACUACAGUUGAAGUCGGAAGUUUACAUACACUUAGGUUGGAGUCAUUAAAACUUGUUUUUCAACCACUCCACAAAUGUAUUGUUAACAAACUAUAAUUUUGGCAAGUAAUUUUUCCAAUAAUUGUUUACAGACAGAUUAUUUCACUUAUAUUUCACUGUAUCACAAUUCCAGUGGGUCAGAAGUUUACAUACACUAAGUUGACUGUGCCUUUUAAACAACUUGGAAAAUUCCAGAAAUUCAUGGCUUUAGAAGCUUCUGAUACGCUAAUUGACAUAAUUUGAGUCAAUUGGAGGUGUACCUGUGGAUGUAUUUCAAGGCCCACUGGUCCGGUGUGCCACUGGCAAAUUCACCUGAAUGUCGUGCCCUGCUGUGUGCAGUGAAGGUAGUCUACCACUUUGUGUAGCCAUUAGCAAUGUUAAUAAUGGCCUAACCGUUUUCGGGUAGAUGGAAAGGCAAUUAAAAGGUAACUACAAAGUAGCGUAUGCCUACCUGGCAGAAUGAUUAUUUGCAUCAAUCCAGUGUCCAUUUGCACUAUAGAAACACACUAGCCAAACACAACUGUCUGGCGCGCACCUGAAUUAAAGGGUGACUACACAAAAAAAAAUCUAAUUUUCUCAGAUUUCAGACCAAAAAAAUUGUCCUCUGAUGUGGUAUAAGCAUUGUUGUGGACUUAGAACAUAAAAUGUUGUUUUUCUAUAUUUAAAAAAUCCUCUCACAUUUCCAUUGGACAAUUCCAUUUCACAUUUCCGGCCGGAUCGCAUGUUUCUCAAAAUACAGCCAGGUACAACUUUUCUAAACUGCGUACAGUGAGUGUACCUUUUGUAUUUGAAAAAUGAUUUCUCGCUUAUAUGAAAGUUAAGUUCCAAAUGUUUCCAAAACCAAAUCGCAAGUGAGCCGUGUUUGCGUUUAGACAGAGCAUUUGGGCAGCGUCGGAGCAUCGGGCCAUUUCACUCACAAGGCUAAAUGGGACAUGGAUUCCACUGUAAAGGAAUGGAAUUGGAGUCAUGAGAAGGGCUAAGAGCACCAUGGUAAACUUAAUGAUUUUGUAAAGGAUAUGAAACGAUAGGCCUACCUGUGAAAAUAGGUCAGAAAUGGAGAUUAAGAGAUGUGCUUCUAAUGAAUAACAAACAUUGUAUUUAAUUAUUUAGGCCUAUAGGCUUUUUUGACACAGACUAGAGCUGGACGAUAUGGACAAAGAUCCAUAUCACGAUAAAUUGACUCAAUUGUCACACUAAUGAGAAAUGUAAUGAUAACUUCAACAUUAGUGUGCACCAGUUACUUGUGUCCUAUGACCCUUAAAGCUACUACUUAAUAUUGUACCAUUUUGUCCAGUUAGCAAUAGCCCAUAUUAGCAGACUUAUUUAAUUUCAAACUUCACAUUCUGUCCUCAGUGGAUAAAACACACCCAGAAUUGGUGACUGAGAGCAGGGUUUAUCUUACACAUGGAGUGAAGAGACCCCUUUAUUGGCACUGUCUGCUUAGGCUAUUUUGUUGAUGUGUGUCAGUGUGCACUGCAAAGCUCCUUCUUUUGCAGCUACAUUUUUUUUGUUGUCCUUCAAAUGCAUUGGAAGUUUGUCAACUUACAACUUCACAUAACAUCACAGUUAUUAACGAUGCGUGUGUUGCGCAGUACUUGCAGUCUUUGUUCCCCACUCCACUGACCAGAAUGUGCUUUCAUCCGCCUCUUGCGUGACAGAUCCCAAAAUGAAGAACACGUCAAUGGACGGGACAGACCCCAGCCAGCUGUUUGACGACACCAGUGCAGCGCCGGGGGUGCAGCCCGCUGGGUUUCCGGGCCAGGGUGUUGGUGCGAUGGGUUACCCUGGCCAGACCCUCCUCUCAGAUCCCAUGUCCAACUUGGCAAUGGCCUACGGGAGCAGCCUGGCCAGCCAGGGCAAAGACUUAGUGGACAAAAAUGUAAGACUCAUGGUAGUGAUGGUAAAUAGUUGUGGUACCAGUUAGUAAGUAGCAACAUGAGUGCCAUUAAGUAGGCCUAAAUCGUCUUGGUUUUGCUCCGUUGAAUCUACAGCUGGAUCGUUUCCUCCCCAUCUCCAAGCUGAAGUAUUACUUUGCUGUGGACACAGUUUACGUGGGCAAGAAACUCGGCCUGCUAGUCUUCCCCUACAUGCACCAGGUACUGCUUACAUGUCACCCUGUGUUACUAUGGUAACCAUCUGGUCACCAUCUGUUGGUAUUGCUUGUGUCCGUGUCCAGACUCAGAGCUACCAAGCUGAUACUGAACUUAUGCCCUAGGAUGACACUCAUUGAUUGGGGAACUAAAGAAGAUGUAUGUUUUGGUUUGUUUUUCAUUAGAACUGGGAAGUGAGCUACCAACAGGACACCCCAGUGGCUCCACGCUUUGAUAUCAACGCUCCUGACUUGUACAUUCCAGGUAACGGAGAUUUGGUCAGGUCUACCACCUUGACUGAACCAAACUAAUAAGACCUGUAACUAGCCUAUUAUUGUUUUUGUAUUGUUUUAACAUGGUUUUAUAUUAUUUUGCAGCAAUGGGUUUUAUCACAUACAUCCUGGUGGCUGGGUUAGCGCUCGGAACACAGAACAGGUAAAGGUGGCCCACUUCCACUCACUUCUUUGGACCUUUCUUCACAGUUUUCUGUAGAAAGAGUAUACUGAAACUUGUAUCUACCCUCCCCCCCCUCUGGCUCUAGGUUUACCCCUGAGAUCCUGGGCAUGCAGGCCAGCUCAGCCCUGGUGUGGCUCAUCAUGGAGGUGCUGGCUGUCCUCCUCAGUCUCUACCUGGUCACAGUCAACACAGACCUCACCACCAUCGACCUUGUGGCCUUCUCCGGAUACAAAUAUGUGGGGUACGGAUGGUCUCUCUCUCGCUCUCUCUGACAUGAUUAGUAUGACAUUGCGUUUUGUGGUUCUGGAUUUCCCUGUCUUUCAACAUUGAUGUCGUCUGAUUUUUAAAAGUUGUAUAGACAUGAUAGCACAUCAACUACUCGGAUGAAUUGUGAAGGAUUCCCUUGUGUGUGCAGGAUGAUUGUAGGGGUUGUGGCAGGGUUACUAUUUGGUCGAACAGGGUAUUACCUAACGCUGCUGUGGUGCUGUAUAUCCAUCUUCGUCUUCAUGGUGAGUAGCAGGAAGAGCUGACUUUAGAAUCGAAUUUACUCCGCCCAAUGUCCCCUGCCAGUGCCUUGACUACUGUACGUAGGUUCACAAGCUUGAUUUUGGCUCCCUCUGUCUUGGUCAUCUCUUCAGAUCCGCACGUUGAGACUAAAGCUCCUGUCUGAGGCAGCAGCCCAAGGCGUGUUGGUCCACGGGGCCAGGAACCAGCUGAGGAUGUACCUGACCAUGUCCAUCGCAGCCGCCCAGCCCAUAUUCAUGUACUGGUUGACCUAUCACCUGGUCAGGUAAGGCCACGAGCUGACCAGGAGUGUUUCAUCUGACAAGACACUACCUCUCUAUGGAAAGAUAAGACUGUCCACUGACCAUCACCGCUCCCCACCAUUCGCUGCAGAGGUGCGGGACACUUGCACGGAUAAAUAAAACCAGACAAAUGGCAUUGUAGAAUUAGCAUUGCCUCACAGCACAAGUGUAACAGUAUUGUUGACCUGUCUUUUGUAUUGUUUUUUUUAUGUAAUUGUCUAAAAAGGAUAAUUGACUGGCUUGUCAUGUUUUGUAUACUGUAUUUAGUUAGUUAAUUAUGUUUUCUAAGCAUUUGUGAACAUAUGGUUGUAUAUUAGCAAUCUAGCUUGGGUCCUCAAUCUCAAAAGCUUUGACUGAGCCAAGGAUGGAAGCACAGUUAAGGCUAAUUUAUAGCCUACGUAAGUAGGAAAUGCAAGAAUGCAAUUAGCUACGCGGAAUGGCUGCCCUGCAGAAUUGCAUUGCAGAAUUUGCAGCCCAAAAUGUGUAACGUGUCACAACUACGCAGGGAAGCCAUUUUGUGUGGCUAAGUGCUUUCUUGCGUUACAUACUUACGUUGACUAAAAG